GGCUGCGAUCGCAGCGAGCAUCUGUUUGGCAGUUGAUGUGUCCGUUUCGAGCGAACACAAUGUCGGAAAUAGAGCUUUUCCCGGUUGAGGUGCUGUGCUGUAUAUUUGAUAAGCUGAACGGGUUGGAGAGGCGUCCGCUGCAUCUUGUCUGCCGGAGAUGGUACAGAGUACUGACGUCGAGACACUAUCUGAGGAAGCGAAUACUUGCGGUGAGCCCUUCGACCAUAGGGUUGGUCGCCACGAGGGUUAGGAACGCGCAUAGGUUUCCCUGCGCUAGAAUUAGUGACGAUAAUUCCGAGCCGAAAUCUGACUCGAGAAGAGGUUUCUUCGAUAUGCUUUUUAACUAUCUGUACUUUGGCGACUGGCGGAAGCAAUUGAGGGAAUUAACCCUUGACCAAGUGCAGGGUGAUCUGUUGUACGAACUGUUCGAUGGAAAGUAUGAAAAAAUGGAGUUUCCAAAUUUGAAAUAUUUGAAAAUCAGUUGUUACGAGCUAUGCCCCUCGCUGGGGAUUCAAACGUGGAAAAUGCCGGUACAGUUGACAAAACUGGAAAUUACUGUCGGCAUGCCGGUGGAAAUGCUGCUGAUUGAGAUUCUUGCACCACAACUGGAAGAAUUGCUGAUCGAAUCCAGCAAAAUGCGACUUCUACUGAUGUGUUGUGAUGUAGCCGUUUUUGAAAAGUUACGGAUUUUGCAGCUGAAGUCGGACACCUUCUUUCCGGAACGUUUUGCCGAUUCAAGGGAGAUUGGAGAUAAGUUUGUGAAAACUCUCAACCGAUUGGACAAGCUGGCGAUCGAGUUCCGACACAAUGAUUUCCUGCUAGGAUAUGCCCCGUUGUUGCGGCACUGUCACAGUUUGAGUUCACUUUCGAUAUUUGGUGCCGAUUUAUGUGUCGAAGCGUGUAAUGUGAUCGGACAGAUGCAGGGACUGAGGCAAUUAGAGCUUCUUAUGCGUAUUGAAAAAUGUGACAAAUUGAUCCCGUGGAAUUUGCCAAAUCUGCGGAGCAUUCACACAUUUGUGGAAAGCUUGAUACCGCUUGGUGAGAAGCUUCCCUCAUUAAAAGUCAUUCGUGUUUCGAAUCACACGAUAAGAGAAGGCCGGUUCAGUGUUACUCCCAUGGAACAGCACUAUGCUGAACGAUACGUCACAUAUUUGGGAAAAUUGUCAAAGCUCACCCUGUACGAUGUUCAUGUGGAGGAGCAUUUUCUCUUACGAUUCCCCAUGAUGCAAGCCACCGAACUAGUCCUUCGCUGUGUGCGAACGAGUACCCUGGUCCUGGACGUGAUCUACGAGCGGAUACCGAAGGUUGCCAGUGUCUACUUCUUGGAUUGCUGUUUCCCCGUCAGCCCACAGGCCAAAAUUUCAUCCUUCGAGUCACUGCAGAGUUUGCUGCCACACGCACGGAUCUCACAUUCCAGUAGCAAAAUCCUCCCCGUCGAUCACGAGCAGAUUAGUUCCUGAUCCCCCGGACACAAGUGCAUUCCAUCCCUCCUCCCCACGCAUAAUAAAUCGCUAAAUAAUAUCGAUCGUUU
This is a messenger RNA of Toxorhynchites rutilus septentrionalis, 1531 nucleotides long. RefSeq lists its product as uncharacterized. The transcript is spliced from 5 exons. NCBI's taxonomy places the organism in Eukaryota, Metazoa, Arthropoda, Insecta, Diptera, Culicidae. The record is from RefSeq and is a predicted model, not a curated record. Bases 36 to 1460 code for a protein of 474 amino acids. Gene Ontology annotation, molecular function: protein binding.